UGAACAUACCAUCGUUUCUCCCAUUCUGCUGAUCCAUUUUUCUGCCCAAUCUUGCCAGCUCAAUCCUUGCAAGAGCAGAGAAACAGAGGUCACCAAGCAGCAGCAGCAGCAGCAGCAGAAGAAGAGCAGCUAGCUUCUUCAGAGGAAGCUAGCCAGCUGAGCUGAGGCCAUGGGGGAGAACGUGGUCGGCAGGUACUACUACCCGGCGUCGGCGGCCGCCAUGGACGGCGUGGAGCUCGGCCGCGCCGCCGCCGGCUCCAAGCUCGUGGACGACGAUGGCCGCCCCAAGCGCAACGGGACGAUGUGGACGGCGAGCUCGCACAUCAUCACGGCGGUGAUCGGGUCGGGGGUGCUGUCGCUGGGGUGGGCCAUCGCGCAGCUCGGCUGGGUGGCGGGGCCGGCCGUCAUGGUGCUCUUCUCCCUCGUCACCUACUACACCUCCGCCCUGCUCGCCGACUGCUACCGCUCCGGCGACCAGACCUCCGGCAAGCGCAACUACACCUACAUGGACGCCGUCAAUGCCAACCUAAGUGGGUUCAAGGUCAAGAUCUGUGGGUUCCUGCAGUACGCGAACAUCGUCGGCGUCGCCAUCGGUUACACCAUCGCCGCCUCCAUCAGCAUGAUGGCGAUCGGGAGGGCCAACUGCUUCCACAAGAAGGGGCACGCCAACCCGUGCAACGUCUCCAGCGUGCCCUACAUGGCCAUCUUCGGCGUCGCCGAGGUCUUGUUCUCGCAGAUCCCCGACUUCGACCAGAUCUCCUGGCUCUCCAUGCUCGCCGCCGUCAUGUCGUUCACCUACUCCGUCAUCGGCCUCAGCCUCGGCAUCGUCCAAGUCGUCGCGAACGGAGGCUUCAAGGGCAGCCUCACCGGGAUCAGCAUCGGCGUGGUGACGCCGAUGGACAAGGUGUGGCGGAGCCUGCAGGCGUUCGGCGACAUCGCGUUCGCCUACUCCUACUCGCUCAUCCUCAUCGAGAUCCAGGACACCAUCCGGGCGCCGCCGCCGUCGGAGGCAACGGUGAUGAAGCGCGCCACGGUGGUGAGCGUGGCGGUGACCACGGUGUUCUACAUGCUCUGCGGCAGCAUGGGGUACGCGGCGUUCGGCGACGACGCGCCGGGGAACCUCCUCACCGGGUUCGGCUUCUACGAGCCCUUCUGGCUCCUCGACAUCGCCAACGCCGCCAUCGUCGUCCACCUCGUCGGCGCCUACCAGGUGUUCUGCCAGCCGCUCUUCGCCUUCGUCGAGAAGUGGGCGGCGCAGAGGUGGCCGGAGUCGCCGUACAUCACCAGGGAGGUCGAGGUGCGGCUCUCCCCGUCGAGGCGGUACAAGCUGAGCCUCUUCCGGUCGACGUGGCGCACGGCGUUCGUCGUCGCCACCACGGUGGUGUCCAUGCUGCUGCCCUUCUUCAACGACGUGGUGGGCUUCCUCGGCGCGCUCGGCUUCUGGCCGCUCACCGUCUACUUCCCCGUGGAGAUGUACGUGGUGCAGAAGAAGGUGCCACGGUGGAGCACUCAGUGGGUGUGCCUCCAGAUGCUCAGCGUCGGCUGCCUCGUCAUCUCCAUCGCCGCCGCCGCGGGCUCCAUCGCCGGCAUCAUGUCGGAUCUCAAGGUGUACCGCCCGUUCUAGCGGGUGCUGAUCGAGUGAUCGAUCGAUCACUUACAUCCAAAUUAACACGACAACACGUUGACUCGCCACGUCAAAAUCAAGCUCGCUCCGAAGGAAAACCAAAUCCACUUCACACGAUUAAACCCCAACAGAUUAAAAAAAAAAGAACACAGCGAUCAGACGCUAAGAAAAAAAAAAGAAUUGUCAGUGCGUGUUGCUGUGAUGUAUUACUGUAGAGGAUAUAAUUCAUGGAGGUAAAAAAGAAAAAGACAAGGAAA
Molecule: messenger RNA, 1881 nt
Organism: Oryza brachyantha (malo sina)
Lineage: Eukaryota; Viridiplantae; Streptophyta; Magnoliopsida; Poales; Poaceae
Product: amino acid permease 4-like
Exons: 5
Coding region: 170-1624 (484 amino acids)
Cellular component (GO): plasma membrane
Source: RefSeq, a predicted model, not a curated record